This is a messenger RNA of Sclerotinia sclerotiorum 1980 UF-70, 660 nucleotides long. RefSeq lists its product with no specific name. The transcript has 3 exons. Bases 1 to 660 code for a protein of 219 amino acids. NCBI's taxonomy places the organism in Eukaryota, Fungi, Ascomycota, Leotiomycetes, Helotiales, Sclerotiniaceae. The record is from RefSeq and is a predicted model, not a curated record.
AUGGAUAAACAAUCGAGAGAUGAAGCACGAGAGAUAUCCGAUAAGGAGAUGAAAGAACUUGACAACCUGCUUGAAAUAUUACUAGGUGCCAGGGUGGAAAAUGAGAAGUCUCGACUAUCUUCUAUGGAUAGAGCACUGCACGAACUACUCGAAAAAUGUUUAGCAGAUACCAGCCCUAGACCAGAAGUUAAUGUUUGGAGAUCCGAAAACUUCGAAGCCCUUCAAGAUUUUAUUAGUUUAGUGAAGGCACAUUUCCUCUGCCUCGCUACUUUAACCCUCCGGAGAGUGGGUGACACGGAUCUAAAUAUGGAUACUCACUUCAAGUACAAAUGUCUUGAUGAACAUAUUCACUAUUUCGACAGAGAACAGGACAACAUACCUAUUCUUUUCUUGGAUAUAUUGAUUCACACUGAGCUUCUGCUUAUCAAGAUUGUGGACCCUUCCUCGAAAUGGGCUGUGGGUGUUGCCAUCACAGAUAGGCUCGAAGAAAUUGACCCUGGCUUAAAAGUGGCAUACAUACAGAAGAUGGUGGGUCUGCACCACAGUGACGAAUCUUGGUUCAUGGCGGUAGAUUCCCCGGCAGUCAACCGUCAUCUGGAUUGCAUUAAAGACCAUAUGAAGGAUUUGAUUAGGCAAUAUGGAACGGGAAAACCAAUCUAG